AUGGUCACAUUCCUUGAAAAGUGGAACAACAUUCAUCCUAAGUUUGCAAAUUAUGUUAACGGACAGUGGAACAAACACAUAUUACAUUGGGCCGUUUUUUUCGCCAACUGCUUCUCAAAACAGACCGCUCAUCAAGGAAUACACACAAACAACUACACAGAGGCAUGGCACCGAGUGUUGAAAGCGCGCUAUCUUACCAAGGACAAAUGUCGCAUAGACGAGGUCAUUCAGAUUCUUGCAGAUGAAGUUGCAACCGAUUAUCGGUUCAACUGCAAGCAAGUCAAUAUGGGCUUUGCCCCUCAAACAACCAACAAAUUUCAGAUGCGGUCAAAGAUCCUUGCUGACAGCUACACCAAGGAAUCACUGCUGCUCUUAGGGGUUGGACAAUUUCAGCACGAUCUACACUUUUUCACAUCUUCUUUUACAAAUCCCAUCGACCAGGCUUAUACUGUCCACUUCGAGCUUGGUCGGCCUGGCCACAUGCCACGACUCCGGAAGUGUACAUGUGCACAUUUUCUGCAAUUUGCAAGUGCAUGUAAACACAUGUACUAUUUCGCUCGUGAGCAUCAAAUGCUGGUAAUUGAGCAGGUGGAUCCAUCCGAGUGGCACAACCCAACGACAUGGGCACCGGAACCCUCACAGCGUAGAGAGCUCAUCUUAAUUGAUGAUGUUGACUCGGACAUCAAAAUCGUCAACCCAAAAACUAGCUCAAAACAAAUGAGAGGAAAAGAAAACCACAACUCAGCAGCAGACACUUCCACAAAGCGAACUCGGGUGCACAUACCAUGUUCUGGAACGUUAUCAGACAGUCUCACUUUAGCAAUGCUCCAACCAACGCACUCCACAAUGCUCACUAGCACACAGUCAAACAAAGAGGUGGCCAUGGUCGAUAACAAUAUCCUGAAUGCAAGAGCUCAAUCGUCGGGAUUGAACACAUUGAAAUGGGUGGUCGAAGUCUUGAAAACCGUCAAGAAUAGGAAGGAUUUCGCUCAGUGUUGA
Messenger RNA from Puccinia graminis f. sp. tritici CRL 75-36-700-3, 999 nucleotides. RefSeq lists its product as uncharacterized. The transcript is spliced from 4 exons. The coding region runs from base 1 to 999 and encodes 332 amino acids. Lineage: Eukaryota; Fungi; Basidiomycota; Pucciniomycetes; Pucciniales; Pucciniaceae. The record is from RefSeq and is a predicted model, not a curated record. Gene Ontology annotation, molecular function: zinc ion binding.